UGGACUAUAGGGAAAACCACGUAAAAAAAUGCGCUGGGAAUAUUACUUCAUAGGUAGUGUGGAAAUGAACUCAUGUUUUAAUUUGUAUUAAAAUAAUAUAAUAUAUAAAUAUUCACUAAUUAUUUUUAAGAAAAUAUUCGAAAAAUUCUUAUUUUUGUUGCAGAUUUAUAUACUAAUUCUUAUGUGUCAAUUAUAUUUAUUAUUUUUUAUGUAUUUAUCGUAAAACAAAUAAGUACCGACAUCGUAUCUAGCACGGAUCACUGCGAGAAGCACGAUACUAUCAAAGAAAGAUAUAUAUAUAUAUAUGAAAGACUGAAAAGUGUGCGUUCAGAAUCUACUAAACUAUUUACUCUGCUCACAUGAAACCAAUUUAUGUCACAUAAGAGGGGGGAAUAACCAAACAAGCUUACAUACUGAUCUGAUGUUGGCAACAUUGAAAGCACAGAACAGGUUAACUGUGGAACAAGUAGCGUGGUUUGUGUAAUGGAAUUAGAACGUCCUGAUCGAUUAAGCCAUUGCACAUGGAGAGCAAAUGCGACAAAUACACCACACACAAUAAGAAAAGAAUUUUCAAAUCGAAAUAAUGUUUUACCUAACAUUUUGGAAGCUAUUGGUCAAACUCCUAUGGUACGUUUAAAUACCAUUCCACAAUUACAUGGACUAGAAUGUGAAAUAUUUGCAAAAUGUGAAUUUAUGAAUCCUGGUGGUUCUGUGAAAGACAGAAUUGCUUAUAGAAUGAUCCAAGAUGCAGAAGAAAAAGGGAUAUUAAAGCCAGGUUCUACUAUAAUUGAACCAACAAGUGGUAACACAGGGAUUGGUCUAGCAAUGGCUGCAGCUGUUAAAAGAUAUAGGUGUAUUAUUGUUAUGCCGGAAAAGAUGUCCAAUGAAAAAGUACUUACUCUACGUGCACUUGGAGCUGAAAUAGUUAGAACACCAACAGAAGCAGCCUGGAAUAGUCCUGAAAGCCAUAUUAGUAUUUCUCAAAAACUUCAAAAAGAAAUUCCUAAUAGUGUUAUUCUUGACCAAUACACAAAUAGUGGAAAUCCUCUGGCUCAUUAUGACCAAACUGCAAUGGAAAUUUGGAAACAGUGUGAUGGAAAGUUAGAUUAUGUCGUAAUUGGUGCUGGUACAGGAGGAACUGUCAGUGGCAUUGGACGUAAAUUGAAAGAAUUACAUCCUGAAGUAACAAUCAUUGCAGUUGAUCCUAUCGGCAGUAUUCUUGCAUUUCCAUCUGAGUUAAAUGAACAUGAUGUUAGUUUUUAUGAAGUAGAGGGAAUUGGAUAUGAUUUUCUACCUACUGUGCUGGAUCGUAAUGUAGUAGAUAAAUGGGUAAAAGUUAAUGAUUCUGAAUCACUAAAUGCAGCACGCAUGCUUAUCAAACAAGAAGGAUUAUUAUGUGGAGGUAGUAGUGGUGCUGCUUUGUCUGCAUUUCUAAAAAUUGCAAAAGAUAUCCCUGCAAAAAAACGUGUUGUUAUUAUCCUACCUGAUGGGAUACGAAAUUAUAUGACUAAAUUUGUAUCUGAUAAAUGGAUGGAAAUUAGAGGCUUUUUGGACAUACCAUCACUAGAUGAAUCAAAUAAAUGGUGGUCCAAUUACCCAGUUUCAACUUUAUCCAUAACUAAACCUCCUCUAUUAUCCAAAACAGCUACAUGUCAAGAAGCUAUCCAUAUUCUUAAAACCACAAAUUCACAUCAAGUUGUAAUUAUUGAUAAUGAGGAAAAAGUUAAAGGUGUUCUUACAAUGCAAGUACUUAUGAGUAAGCUAAUAUUUGGUGGAAUUAAACAGACAGAUUGUGUAGAAAAUAUUAUGAUAAAACAUUUCGUAAAGGUCUUAUCUACAACAACUCUUGUAAAACUUUCAUUAGUUCUCGAACAUGAAGCUUAUGUAGUUGUUGUAGAUCAUAUAAACAAUGAUGCUUUAAUUGGAAUUAUAAAUCCUUCUGACAUUGUUAAUUUUAUUUCUAGUAAGGACAAUACUUUACAAACUAAUGGAUCCACAUAAGUUUUUGUAUAUCGCUGUUUUUAUAAUUUUAUAUUAAUAAAUUAAUGGAACAAUAUAAAAUUGUAGACAUAUGUAAUUUAUAUUAAAGAAUAUUAUGGUGGAGUAAGAAUUAAAUGUCUUGAAAACUGCUAAUUAUUCCAUUAUGUUUAUAAAGUUGCAAAAGCCUAGACAUCUAUAAGUGCCAAUAAAUUAUAAUGUUAUAUAAUACUUA
Vespa crabro (European hornet) is the source of this 2212-nucleotide messenger RNA. RefSeq names its product cystathionine beta-synthase (gene Cbs). Gene Ontology annotation, molecular function: cysteine synthase activity; cystathionine beta-synthase activity. The transcript is spliced from 8 exons. Bases 484 to 2001 code for a protein of 505 amino acids. NCBI's taxonomy places the organism in Eukaryota, Metazoa, Arthropoda, Insecta, Hymenoptera, Vespidae. Gene Ontology annotation, cellular component: cytoplasm. The record is from RefSeq and is a predicted model, not a curated record.